AUGUCUCCCGACCGUCGAAGCCAGGACCACCCGGUCGGCGCCAUUUUCUUGUCCCGCCGCAUCCCCGCGUUCUCCCGGCGCCCACCCCGCCCGUGCCGGGGUCGGGACACCCGCGGGCCCGACUUCGGACGAAAAGCCCUGCGCCCGGCGUCCCCCCGAGGGCGCCGGCCCUGCGGCGGGCGGAGCGCCCCUGGGCCGGCCGUCCUGGGGCGCGGGCUCGCGGCCGUGACGUCACGCCCGGGACCGGCCGAUGCGGGGAGGCCUCGCGGCGGGUGCCGGCCGUGUGCGCGGGAGCCGCGGGCACCCAGAGAGGACCGGCUGCGAUGCGAGCCCCGCUGGGCCGGGCGGUCGACCCUCGGCGGACAAGCCGCGCCGCGGUCGCCGCGAGCCAGAGGCAGGUGCUGGCAGGAAGGGCCUGGUGCCCGGACGGCUGGCGGCGCGGCUCGCUUGCCCGUGUCUUUCCUCGCAGUGUUCGAGCAGCACCAGGAGGCCCGGACCCAAUUCGUGCAGACGGUGGCGGAGCUGGCGACCAGACCCCAAAACAUCGAGCCGCUGCGGAACUUAGGUGUGAUGUCUUUGCUGAAGCCUCUUCUUCUGGAUGUGAUUCCAACAGUUUAGCAGACUGCUGCUUUGGCCCUUGGGAGACUGGCUAAUUAUAAUGAUGACCUAGCAGACGCAAUUGUGAAGGCUGACAUUCUCCCACAGUUUGUUUACUCAUUGGCAGAACAGAAUCAUUUUUACAAGAAAGCAGCUGCCUUUGUGCUACAAGCAGUUGGCAAACACUCCUCUAAACUACCUUAGGCAAGAGUUGACUGUGGAGCACUGGAUGCGCUGGUGAUAUGCCUGGAAAAUUUUUACCUCGGGAUCAAGGAGGCUGCAGCCUCGGCGCUUAGAUAUAUUAGCACACAUAAUGUAGAACUGUCACAAGCUGUGGUGGAUGCAGGAGCUGUUCCUCUUUUAGUACUCUGUAUCCGGGAGCCAGAAAUUGCUUUGAAAGAGAUGGCUGCUUCAGCCCUCAGUGAUAUUGCAAAGCAUUCUCCUGAGUUAGCACAGACAGUAGUGGAUGCGGGAGCUAUUGCUUGCUUAGCCUAGAUGAUCCUGAACCCUGAUGCUAAAUUGAAGAAUAUCUUACAAAAAUGCACCUACUUACCAGCCCUUGAGCCAUUUCUGUAUGAUGUUCCUCCCAAUAUUCUGAAGCAUGUGGUUGGACAGUUCAGUAAGGUUCUGCCACAGGAUAGCAAAGCUCCGCAACUUUUUGUCACAAGUGGCGGACUUAAAAAGAUUCAAGAGAUAAAAGCUGAACCUGUAUCUGUCCUUCAGGAAUACAUUAAUAGUAUUAACAACUGUUACCCAGAGGAAAUAGUAAGGUACUAUUCCCCUGAAUAUUCAGAUACACUUCUGCAGAGAGUGGAUAGCUAUCAACCACUUACUAAGAAAAGAUGCUUUUUAUGAAUGAUAGUUAAAGCUCUUUUUAAAUAUAUGAACUAAGAACAUUCCAGAUUUAUUCA
Molecule: messenger RNA, 1508 nt
Organism: Manis javanica (Malayan pangolin)
Lineage: Eukaryota; Metazoa; Chordata; Mammalia; Pholidota; Manidae
Gene: SPAG6
Product: sperm associated antigen 6
Biological process (GO): epithelial cilium movement involved in extracellular fluid movement; sperm axoneme assembly; filopodium assembly
Cellular component (GO): acrosomal vesicle; sperm principal piece; microtubule cytoskeleton
Molecular function (GO): microtubule binding
Source: RefSeq, a predicted model, not a curated record